Molecule: messenger RNA, 582 nt
Organism: Nomascus leucogenys (northern white-cheeked gibbon)
Lineage: Eukaryota; Metazoa; Chordata; Mammalia; Primates; Hylobatidae
Exons: 3
Coding region: 84-416 (110 amino acids)
Source: RefSeq, a predicted model, not a curated record
AUCAAAGCAACAAGAAGCUAGGGCAGAGGAUUUAGAGGGCAAGCAAGCAUGGGCCAGGACUUUGACAGCACUCAUCCAGCAGCAUGCGAACUCCAAAGAGAACCAGAUCUCCAAAGAGAAAAGUGAGCCCAAUGAGGGGAGAAACCUUGACUCUCCAGUUGACCACUGUGUCUCUCGACACAAGGCAUAUGGUGAAAUGGUGUGAUGAGAGGCAUGGAAGGCCAUUACCUCAUACACAGGAAUCUCAGCAUGGCUCUGCAACUUCAAGUUCUGGAAACAGCAGACACAGCUCCUUUGGAAAGAAUAUCUGCUACCCGAGGAUGGUCUCUGCCUAUGGAGGCAACAAUGAGUGUCUUCAGAGCCCAUCAGUGGCAGUGGAAUUAAUGAAGAAAGCAAUGGCAGGAAAAGUUGAAUAAAGCAGACUCUUCAUGGUAAAUCUUGUUGGUAAAUUGCCUGUGACCACAUGUGGCACAAUCACUGGAGGAACCCCAGUUACAUUUGGUCAGAGUGUGGGGAGGGGAACCUUCUCAGGAAAGAAAAUAGAGGUCCUGUUUUAGGAAAAAAAAAAAGAUCAGAAACCUG